CAGAUAGUGUAAUACUGUGCCAGGGGUACGACCGCAAGUCUUCAGAGACUCCACACAGGACUAAAACACCUGAACCUAUCUUGGUAACUUCUAACCUCAGGUAUGAGGGGACACUUAGUUUGCAUUUUCUUGCUUGCAACCACCUUUGCCUUAUCAGUGAAGAGCAAACCACACAACAAACAUCAUGCCUUGUCCAAGUCCUCACACACAGCCAAACACAAGGACGUCCUCCCAGAAGAGGCGGACGCAGAACAAUUAUUGCCCACCUUCGUCUCAUUAGAGGCCGGCAGUGGGGAACAGGAAGACCAGGAGCUUGGCGCUAAUGCUAAUGCUAAUGCUAAUGCUAAUGCUAACACCCAGGAGGAAGGAGUGUUGCAGGCCACCCAGGGGGGGGAGAAGAGCACCGCCGUCCUGCUGAGUGAGGAGGAACUGGUAGACCUUCUGAAUAAAGACACUGAUGGAGAACUGGAACAGGAACAGGAUGUGGAGGAGGAAGUCAAGGGGGGGGUGGAUGGACAGGAAGUGAAAGCCGACCAGGACACUGAGAACCCUCAGGAGGAAGGGGAAAUAACGGAAAACCAGGAAGAUGCGGAGGAGGAGAAAGAGCGGGAGGACCACGGCCAAACUAUGGAAAAAUAUAUUAAGAUGUUGGAGGAAGAGGAGGCAAAGGAAGAUGAUGAACAAGAGGCCAAAAUUCAUGAGGAAGAAGAGGAGAUAAAGGCUGUCAUCAAGGCAGGAUCAGCAGUAGAUGGAGCAGAUGGGAGCACUGAUUCAGAGAUUCUAGCUGACCUUGACUAUGCAUCUGAUGCUGACCUCUCACAGCCCCUGAACACUGAGCUACAACCCCUGAAGGAACAUCUAAAGAGCCACAAUACCCAACCCCUCCUGAAGGGAGAGGGCUCAGACAAUCAGGCUAUCGAGGAGCCUAACAGCGUUAAACUAAUACCCACCAUAAUCAUGGACGAGCAAGACUUGAAAAUCGUUGAUGCAUUAGAAAGGGAAGUAAUGGCCGAUCAAGGACAAGAUGAGCUCCUGGGUGAGCAAAGUGUGAAGGAGGAGGAGAACAAAGAGGAUGGCAACGGACCCAAACUGGUUGAGGACCAGCUCCUGGCGACCCCUAAGAGCUCUCGGGGGUUGGGCGAUGGAGGAGCGAUGGAUAAGGGGAACCAGGCAGAAGGAGACAAGGACAGCAACCACACCGGGAGCGUCCCAAAGGGAAAGAAAGGAAAGUCGACGCGCCAGCGAGCGAGGAAGCAUGCUGUGCAAGGGGACGAGGCUGGCCGUGGUCCGGAACCGGAAGCACAGGGGCCGAACGCUGACAGCACCGACCCCAAGAACAAGAGGAGGCGGACGGGGAAAUGGGCUCCUUUAGUGGGAAUGAAUCCAGUCCAGAUCCGGUCCACGGCUGAACUCUACCCCAGCACCAGACCAGCCAGUCAUCAGAAAGAAAACGCCUCUGACCCGUGCAUGGACUUCCGCUGUAAGCGUGGGAAGGCCUGUAUGCUGGACGCAGACCUGAAGCCUGCGUGUGUCUGUCAGGAGCCCACCAAAUGUCCUGCAAGCGUCAAUGAAUUUGAUCACGUCUGUGGGACCAAUAAUAAAACAUAUGACACGGCAUGUGUGCUGUUUGCUACUAAAUGCAACCUGGAGGGAACUAAGCGAGGACAUAAACUGCACCUCGACUACACGGGGCCCUGCAAGUUGCUGGCUCCCUGCCUGGACAGUGAGCUGGUCCAGUUCCCCCUGAGGAUGAGGGACUGGCUGAAGAACGUUCUGCUCCAGCUGUACAGUCACGACUCCAUGAGCCCAGGGUUCCUCACGUCCAAGCAGCGCAUCAAGGUGAAGAAGAUCCAUGAGAAUGAGCGCCAGCUCCAUGCAGGCGAUCACCCCCUAGACCUGCUGGCCCAGGACUUUGAGAAGAACUACAACCUGUACAUCUACCCCGUGCACUGGCAGUUCGCCCAGAUGGACAAGCACCCUUCUGACAGGCUCCUGUCCCACUCUGAGCUGGCCCCCCUGAGGGUCCCUCUGGUUCCCAUGGAGCACUGCACCUCUCGCUUCUUCCAGGAGUGUGAUGGAGACCAGGACAAGCAGGUCUCCUUCCGCGAGUGGGCCCACUGCUUUGGGAUCAAGGAGGAGGACAUGGAUGUGAACCUCCUCUUCUGAGUGCCCUCAAGUACUUUGCCUACCAGAGGGUCCGUUUCUCGAGUGUUGUAACAGGCAGCACGCACAAAGCGGUCAGCAAGUAGGGCACAUUUAAAUAUGUUAUCAAAAGGCACUGACAAUGUAAAACGAUGGCGAUAAUCAUGGUUCUGUUGGUGCUCUGUGACCGAGGGAACGGGGUCGGGCUGCCCUUGGGGAGCCAGUGUUCUUACCCAAGUGAUGUUAACCGUAUAAUCAACAUUCAUCAUUAUCCACACAUACAGUAAUACAUAUAAAUACAUUCAUUAAGGGGGUGCGUUUACAAGUGUUUGGAAAGAAAGUAUUAAGAAUGGAAAGAAAAUAUCAAAGGAAAAAAAUUAAACUAGUGAAACUCAAUUAGAGUAUUUUAAAUGUUUUUGUGCUUUGAUGACACAUUAUUCUAGAAGUAUUUUAAGAAUAAAAAGAAAGAUGUUUACCAUUAUAAAAGUGGUAAAACUGGAUUAUUGUUUGUUAUGGUUUCUAUGUAUUUUUUUCUUCUCUCUCU
This is a messenger RNA of Gadus chalcogrammus (walleye pollock), 2686 nucleotides long. It is a transcript of the gene sparcl1, whose product is annotated as SPARC-like 1. The coding region runs from base 103 to 2166 and encodes 687 amino acids. The record is from RefSeq and is a predicted model, not a curated record. The transcript is spliced from 11 exons. Gene Ontology annotation, biological process: anatomical structure development. NCBI's taxonomy places the organism in Eukaryota, Metazoa, Chordata, Actinopteri, Gadiformes, Gadidae. Gene Ontology annotation, molecular function: protein binding; extracellular matrix binding; calcium ion binding.